AUGACUGGAGUAGGGGGUGAUAGGCGGUGCCUCGCGAAAAUCGGCCGAAAUGAGCAGUUCGUGGACAGCUCUGGUAUAAAUGAAAAGAAAAAGGGAGUAAAUAAUCAGGGCAUAGAUGAACAGUAUGUAUAUUGGGUAGCGAGAGAAGCCGUGCCGAGAGCAAUGACACUAGAAGAAAUAGAUUUGGAAUCAGGAAAAGAUCAAGUUUUAGGAAACGUAAGGGAGGCAAUAAAGACGGGAGAUUGGAAGAAGUUAGAAAAAUCCAGAUUUAGGAUAAUGAGGGACGAAUUCUGUUGCUAUAAUAACAUUGUUUUAAGGGGAACGCGAAUAGUCAUUCCGGAAGCAUUGAAGCGAAUAACACUUCAGAUAGCGCACGAGGGUCAUCCCGGAAUUGUGGCAAUGAAAAACAGAUUAAGAAGCAAGGUCUGGUGGGAUGGGAUAGACAGGGAUGCGGAAAGAACAGUAAAGGCGUGUAAAGGAUGUCAAUUGGUACAGGACACUGUAUCGCGACCACCGGUAAAGCGAAACGAAUUGCCCACAGGUCCGUGGGAAUCGAUUGCGUUAGACUUAAUGGGCCCGAUGCCAACAGGGGAAAACAUCCUAGUUGUAACGGAUUAUUACAGUAGAUACUUUGAGGUACAAAUUUUAAAAAGUACGACGACGGACAAGAUAAUAGAGGUCCUUUUUGAAAUAUUUGCGAGGCACGGAUUUCCAAGCACGGUAGUUUGCGACAACGGACCUCAAUUUGCGAAUGAGCGAUUUAGGGAAUGGCUAAGUAUUAACGGGAUUAGGAUCGCGCAUACGGCACCGUACUGGCCUCAGGCAAACGGCGAGGUAGAAAGGCAGAAUAGAAGCCUUCUAAAAAGGUUGAAAAUUGCGCACGCGGAAGACAGAAACUGGCGAGAAGAAAUUCAAAAAUUUUUAUUAAUGUACAGAUCCACACCGCAUUCAGUUACGGGAGUCACGCCAGCGGAACUACUAUUUAAAAGAAAAUUAAGGACUAAAUUACCGGAAAUAGAGCAAAGGGAAAAUCUAGACGAAGAAGUGAGGGAAAAAGAUGCCUGGGAAAAGCUAAAGGGUAAGGACUAUUAUGAUAGGAAAAACAGGGUUAAAGAAAGUGAUUUAGACAUUGGCGAUAGGGUAUUAGUUAGGGGGGAAAAGAAAAAUAAGCUUAGUACAGAAUUUAAUCCGGAAAGAUUUGAAAUAAUGGAGCGAAAGGGAAAUACAGUAACAGUAAAAUCUAAAGAUGGAAAGCUGUAUAAAAGAAAUUUGACACAAGUAAAGAAGUUUAUUGAUAUGGAUUCAGAAGAAGAGUCAGAAGCAGAAGGAGAGGAAAACGAAAGCGCACAAGAAGAAAAGGAAAAUUUAGAAGUAGGCGGGGGGAAGGAUAGACCUAAGAGAAAUCGAAAGGCACCAGAGCGAUAUGGGGUGUAUAGCAUUUGGAAAUAA
This is a messenger RNA of Vollenhovia emeryi, 1449 nucleotides long. RefSeq lists its product as uncharacterized. The coding region runs from base 1 to 1449 and encodes 482 amino acids. Gene Ontology annotation, biological process: DNA integration. Gene Ontology annotation, molecular function: nucleic acid binding. The record is from RefSeq and is a predicted model, not a curated record. NCBI's taxonomy places the organism in Eukaryota, Metazoa, Arthropoda, Insecta, Hymenoptera, Formicidae. The transcript has a single exon.